UGGGAAGCGGGGAGCAGGGAGCGCAGCAGCGGCGUCGGUGACCGGGACGCACCGGACGGGCUCCGGAGAUCCCACAGGAUCCCAUAGGAUCCCAUAGGAUGGCCUCAUCCUGCCCCUGUCUGUGAGGUGCGGAGCAGGGACGGUGCUGCGGGGGCUCAUGGCCACGGCCAGCAAGGGCAGCAAGGCCAAGGGGGGCUCUGUUCGCUUCGCCCCAGUGCAGCCCCCCGAGGGCUCCCAUGGCCACGUCCACUUCCCGGAGCAGCUCCAUGACUCGGCUGUGAUGGUGACACAGGAGGGGGACGGCAGCUUCCUGGUGAAGGUGGGAUUCCUGAAGAUCCUGCACAAGUACGAGAUCACCUUCCUGCUGCCAUGGGGUGCGGGCAGGGGGCUCUGCCCCAUACCCCUGCCCAGCCUCCACCUGCGCCUCACCUCCAUCACCCCCCUGCCCGCAGGUUACAGUGUGAAGUGUGAGUACACGGCGCACAAGGAGGGGGUGCUGAAGGAGGAGAUGGUCCUGGCCAGCGAGGCCGGCGAAGGAGCCACCAUCAGGGUCGUGGUCCAAGCCCGUGUCAUGGACCGGCACCACGGCACCCCAAUGCUGCUGGAUGGGGUGCGCUGCAUCGGUGCAGAGCUGGAGUACGACUCGGAGCAGAGCGACUGGCAUGGCUUCGAUUAGACCCUGCCUGCCCCAUGAGGAUGGAGCUUGUAUGGGAUCAGGGACAAAUCCCACCCCAAUCCCCCCGUGUUAAUGGGAUCACCGGGAUCUGGGGGUCCCCAGUGCUGGAGCCUUGGGAACGGACCCACUCACUGCCUCUUAUGCUGCUUUCCCCCUGCUUUGUUACCAGAGCAGCCCAGGAUAGGGACAUUUGGGGUCACUGGAGCCCCUCAGGAUGAGGGUUUGGCUUUGGGGUGCAGAGCAGAGCAGGAUCUGGAUUGGAAGGGGUCAGGCCCCAUGGCUGCCAAUGGGACAGAGCCUGUCGGGGUCCUCGUGUUGCAGCCAUCACCUUGGUCUUAGGAGCAUCCUUUCCCCCUCCAGUUCCCCUUUAUCCCAUCCCCUUUCCCUGUUUUCCCACCAGGAAGCCCCAUGGGCCACAGAGCAGGAGCAGUGGCUCAGCUCUGACAGCAACAGAGGCUUCAUGUGCCUAUAUAUAUAGAUAUAAAUAUAUAGAUAUAUAUAUACA
Messenger RNA from Melopsittacus undulatus (budgerigar), 1181 nucleotides. RefSeq names its product adipose secreted signaling protein (gene ADISSP). The record is from RefSeq and is a predicted model, not a curated record. The transcript has 6 exons. The coding region runs from base 158 to 676 and encodes 172 amino acids. Lineage: Eukaryota; Metazoa; Chordata; Aves; Psittaciformes; Psittaculidae.